Molecule: messenger RNA, 1777 nt
Organism: Myripristis murdjan (pinecone soldierfish)
Lineage: Eukaryota; Metazoa; Chordata; Actinopteri; Holocentriformes; Holocentridae
Product: isocitrate dehydrogenase [NAD] subunit alpha, mitochondrial
Exons: 11
Coding region: 1-1101 (366 amino acids)
Biological process (GO): isocitrate metabolic process; tricarboxylic acid cycle
Cellular component (GO): mitochondrion
Molecular function (GO): magnesium ion binding; NAD binding; isocitrate dehydrogenase (NAD+) activity
Source: RefSeq, a predicted model, not a curated record
AUGGCCGGCAACGCGUGGAGGUCAAUGCUGUCCCAGGUGGUGGGUUCAGUGAGGAGACAGAGUCUGUGUUCAAGAUCCUUUUCUACGGGGUUGCAGACUGUUACACUGAUUCCUGGAGAUGGAAUUGGUCCGGAGAUCUCUUCUGCUGUUAUGAAGAUCUUUGAGGCUGCGAAAGCUCCAAUCCAGUGGGAAGAGAGGAAUGUAACGGCGAUAAAGGGACCAGGUGGCAGGUGGAUGAUCCCACCUGAUGCUAAAGAGUCCAUGGACAAGAGCAAGAUUGGACUGAAAGGUCCCCUGAAGACACCGAUUGCUGCAGGCCACCCUUCCAUGAACCUGCUGCUGAGAAAGACCUUUGAUCUUUACGCCAAUGUGCGCCCCUGUGUCUCCAUCGAGGGCUACAAGACUCCCUACACCGACGUUAACCUGGUCACCAUCCGCGAGAACACUGAGGGCGAGUACAGCGGCAUCGAACACGUGAUUGUUGAUGGUGUGGUGCAGAGUAUCAAACUGAUCACCGAGAAUGCCAGCAGGCGCAUUGCUGAGUAUGCCUUUGAAUAUGCCAGGAACAACCAGCGAGCCAGUGUGACGGCUGUGCACAAAGCUAACAUCAUGCGCAUGUCAGACGGUUUGUUUCUGAGGAAAUGCCGUGAGGUGGCAGAGAACUUCAAGGACAUUAAGUUCACUGAGAUGUACCUGGACACUGUGUGUCUCAAUAUGGUGCAGGAUCCCACCCAGUUUGAUGUGCUAGUCAUGCCCAACUUGUAUGGCGAUAUUCUAAGUGAUCUGUGUGCAGGCCUGAUUGGAGGACUUGGUGUCACUCCCAGUGGAAACAUUGGAGCCAAUGGUGUCGCCAUAUUUGAAUCGGUGCACGGCACAGCCCCAGACAUUGCUGGCCUGGACCUGGCAAACCCCACUGCCCUGCUGCUGAGCGCUGUCAUGAUGCUGCGCCACAUGGGUCUCCAUGGUUACGGCAAGAAGAUAGAGACAGCUUGUUUUGACACCAUCCGAGACAAGAAGGUGCUCACCAAGGACCUUGGAGGGAACUCCAAGUGUUCCGAGUUUACAGCUGAGAUCUGCCGCCGGGUUCAGGAUCUGGACUGAAACUGCUGGCGCUGCUGUAGAAGUCCAGCUCCAUAAUGCAUGCCUGCUGAAGAACUGCAGUACUUCAGCUCCUCGAUGAAGAUGAAGCAUUGAACUGUUUGGGAGGGAAAAAAAAUCAAGCUUUGUUCUGUGACAUUCCAGGGAAACGGUCUGUCGACUGUUUUGCUUUGAAGAGCUUUGUGUUGCAGUAUUCUGAUUUUGGUUCUGCUGUAUAACAUUCAAGAAAGAAUUGUCUGCUGUGUUAAGAGGACGGAUGGAUGCUAACUGCAUGAUGGUGGGGGGGCUUCUACUGUGGAUACCAGCACAGUUAAUCCAGCAGUACAUGUCAUAUGUGUGGGAUUGCAUCUUGUGGGCGAUGAUGGUAAUCUCUCCACACGUUUAACAAGCAGAAUGUCAUAGUAAAUGUUCGCACAAUUUUCAACAAGGAUGGAAUGAACCCAUUUCAUUGUCAUUGGCAGAGUGGUGUUGACUAAACAAAAUACCUCUUAAGUACAAUAACACUCUGAAUGUGUUGUCUGACAGUUUGGGUAUUUGGUAUUUUUUAAUGAUAAAUCAGUAUAACUGCUUUAAUGUCCUUUAAUGUAUUUAUUUCUGUUUCCUGCCCAUGGAUGCUAUUAUGUCUCAUGCAGCUCACUUCAUUUUCAAAGAUACAUAUAUAAAGGAAACUAGAUCAUGA